AGGGGGCGGGGCAAGGCUCGGUCACGUGACCCGAAAAGCGUGCUUUGGGUAAACCGAAGCAUGGCCGCGGCCGGCGAGGCCAUCGUGCGUUAGUGCCCCGGCGCGGUUAAUCCGUAAAGAAGCCCAGUGAGUGUUAAUCUGUCCGCGCUGCUGAGCGGCUGCACCCGCGGCUGCAAUGAAGACGUUCUGUGGCCGCGCGAAUCCCACCACAGGCGCGCUGGACUGGGUGGAGGAGAGCGAGGAGUACGACUAUCACCAGGAGAUCGCGAGGUCCUGUUAUGCUGACAUGCUGCAUGACAGAGACAGGAAUGAGAAAUACUACCAGGGUAUCCGAGCGGCGGUCAGCCGGGUGAAAGCUCGAGGGGAGCGGGUCAUCGUUCUGGACAUCGGCACAGGAACAGGCCUUCUGUCCAUGAUGGCUGUUUCCGCUGGAGCAGACUUUUGCUAUGCUGUCGAGGUGUUUAAACCCAUGGCCAGAGCAGCUACCUGCAUUAUAAAGAAAAACGGCUUCUCUGAUAAGAUCAAGGUCAUCAAUAAACACUCCACUGAGGUCACAGUUGGACCAGAUGGAGACAUGCAGGAGAGAGCAAAUAUAUUAGUGACAGAGCUCUUUGAUACGGAGCUGAUCGGAGAGGGAGCGCUACCCAGUUAUGAGCACGCACACUUGCACCUCGUCCAGGUGGGCUGUGAGGCGGUGCCCCACCGCGCCACCGUUUAUGCCCAGUUGGUGGAGUCGGAGCAGCUGUGGAGCUGGGCACAGAUUCGGUCGGUGCAGGUGGAUGAGCGCGCGCUGGUGCCCCCUGCUGCUGUCAGAGAAUGUGCUGGAGCUCACGCUGUCUGCGAUAUCCAGCUCAGCCAGGUCCCCCCGAGCGCUUUCACCCCCAUCAGCCCCCUCUGCAGCAUGUUCAGCGUGGACUUCAGCAGGCCGGUCAGCAGCGCACCCCGCUCGUUUUCCUGCAGGUUUGUGGUGCAGGCGGGUGGGAGAGCUCAGGUGGUUUUGUCCUGGUGGGAUUUGGACAUGGACCCCAGUGGCAGCAUCGUGUGCUCCAUGGCCCCCAGAUGGACAUACUCUGACCCCAGAGAGUAUCCCUGGAGAGAUCACUGGAUGCAGAGUGUGUAUUUCCUCCCUGCCGAGAGGAGAGUGUGUGAAGGAGAGGAGCUGAGCUUAAGUGUCUCCCAUGACGACUACAGUCUCUGGUACAACCUCUCUGAGGGUCACCAAACUGAUGUGGAGCAGAGCUUCUGCCGGCCGUGUUGUACCUGUCAGGCUCACCUGGUGUGGACGCGGCCGCGCUUUGGAGAGCUGAACGACUGGCAGAGAACAGAGAGUUACCUCAGUGCUCUGCGCAGUGUUCUGGGGAAAGAUGGUGUGUGCUUAGUCGUCAGUGAUGGAAGUCUUCUGCCCAUCUUUGCACACCUGCUUGGAGCUAGAAAGGUAUUCAGUUUGGAAAACUCUGGAAUGUCAAAGCGAGUGAUUGAGCAGUUUCUGGAGGCUAAUUCACUGAAGAAUGGGGUCCAACUGCUGGCCAUUCGGGCAGAACAGCUGACAUCCGCAGACUUGGAAGGAGAGCAGAUAUCUGUUCUAAUGGGUGAGCCGUAUUUCAGCACCAGUCUGUUGCCAUGGCACUCGCUGUUUUUCUGGUACUGCCGCACGGCGCUGGCUCGUCUCCUCCGGCCUGGUGCCACCAUCCUGCCCUCCUCCGCCACGCUCUACCUCCUCGGCGUGGAGUUCCAGGAUUUAUGGAGAAUCCGAGCCCCCUGUGGUACCUGUGAAGGAUUUGAUGUCAGCCCCAUGGACGAGAUGGUGCAGCAAUCUCUGGAUUUCCGGGAGUCUCGCGAGGCAGAGCCACAUCAUCUAUGGGAGUACCCGUGUCGUGCCCUGAGCAAAGCACACCCAGUUAUGACCUUUGACUUCCAACAGUGUGUUCCUGAGCAGCCAAUAAACAGUCAGGGAACUUUACCUCUUAUUGGGAGAGGGCGCUGUCAUGGGUUUGCUUUGUGGAUGGAGUACAACCUGACAGAUGACAUCACCAUCAGCAUGGGCCUGACCAAACCUGUCAACGAGGAGGGGGAGUGCGUGUGGAGUCCACACCGAAAGCAGGGAGUUUAUUUCUUACAGACUCCCUGGGAAAGUUCAGGAGACGGUCAUACAGCCGUUUCGUACAAUUUAACCUUUGACCCAAGCAUUGGUGAUGUUAAGAUGGACUUUUCUGUCACUCAGCCGUGACCAACAGACCUUUCAGUGUAGCAGUGCACUGGUUUUACUGUUAGCUCUUCUUCCUGCUUCUGUAGUACUGAGAUAAAUAAUUCCGAAAGGUUUUUUUACGCUUCCGUGUGAAUAGUUUGAUGAAUGUGUUUGGACUUCAUAUGCUUUGUAUUGAGACCAAUGGGAUCAAUUAAAUGGUUUUGAAUAUUUAGAAAA
Pygocentrus nattereri (red-bellied piranha) is the source of this 2422-nucleotide messenger RNA. RefSeq names its product protein arginine methyltransferase 7 (gene prmt7). The coding region runs from base 176 to 2227 and encodes 683 amino acids. The record is from RefSeq and is a predicted model, not a curated record. Lineage: Eukaryota; Metazoa; Chordata; Actinopteri; Characiformes; Serrasalmidae. The transcript has 17 exons. Gene Ontology annotation, biological process: peptidyl-arginine methylation. Gene Ontology annotation, molecular function: protein-arginine N-methyltransferase activity.